Molecule: messenger RNA, 1092 nt
Organism: Trichoderma citrinoviride
Lineage: Eukaryota; Fungi; Ascomycota; Sordariomycetes; Hypocreales; Hypocreaceae
Exons: 3
Coding region: 1-1092 (363 amino acids)
Source: RefSeq, a predicted model, not a curated record
AUGUCUUCUCUCAUCAACAAGGUCAAGGACAAGCUCCACUCCGACAACAAGUCUGAGCAGCCCGAGGGCACCCACGGACCUCACGGCUCCCGCGCCGCCAACGCUGCCGACCCUCGCAUUGACUCAGACCGUGAUCACCGCGACAAUUUGGGCAAGCAUGACGGCUCAUACACCACCGGAGGUGACAACUACUCUUAUGGCGCCGGCAACACGGCCACCACUGGCACCACCGGCACUACCGGCACUACCGGCUUCGGCUCGACUGCCCACACCGGCCCUGCCUCCAAGACGGCCGGCAUGCACAGCUCCAACAUGGCCAACAAGGCCGAUCCCCGAGUAGACUCAGACCUCGACGCCAGCCGCAACAUGGGCAUGAAGUCCAGCGGUGCUACUGCUGGAUCUGGCUACACAGGAACAGGCAGCAGCACUGGCACCUCCGGGACCACUGGUUUCGGAACUGGCUCCAACGCCACCAAGACUGCCGGCAUGCACAGCUCAGACUUUGCCAACAAGGUCGACCCCCGAAUCGACUCUGACCUUGACGGCAGCCGCAACAUGGGCAUGAAGUCUCACGGUGCUACCCACGGCACCGGCAGCACCAACACUCACGACACCGGCCUGACCACUGGUGGCAUGGGCACCGACACGCUGGGCUCCGGCGGCCUCUCUGGAAACACUGGCACGACCGGCGCCUACGGCACUACCGGUGGCACCCACGACACAUCCGGCUUCGGCACGACUUCAGACGCGUACGGCGGCGGCAUGGGCAGUGUCGGCGGUGGAUUCGGAAACCAGCGUGAGACGACUGGCCCAGCUCCCAACACCGCUGGCCCGCACAAGUCAGACAUGAUGAACAAGGCCGACCCCCGCGUCGACAGCGACCUCGACAACAGCAAGACGAUCGGUGGUGACAAGACCUUUACCCAGUCGGACAGCAGGACGACGGCCAAGGAUCCCACGGAUGCUGCUCAGGUGCCCCCGUCAGUGUUGCAGAAGCACAUUGGCAAGCCCAGCAUUGAGCACGGUGAUCACAGCUAUGACCGUGAGCGGAGGCACAGCGUUUCCCACCAGGAACAGCAUCGUGGAUUGUAA